AUGUCAUACGACAGGUAUGUGGCCAUAUGCAGGCCUCUGCAGUAUCCAGUCCUCAUGAGGAGACAAAUCUGCUACAUCUUUUCUAUGGGGGUCUGGUUUUGGUCUUCUGUACAGGCUUUGACGUGUUCCCUUUAUGUACUGCCUCUUCCCUACUGCAAGUCCAAUGUGAUUAAACAUAACAUGUGUGAUUAUCCAGCCCUUGUUCAGCUGUCCUGUUCUGACAAUUCUGCCUUUGAAAAAGCAAUCUACCUUGGGGAUUUCCUGGUAUUUCUCAUCCCAGUCACGGUCAUCCUUGCUUCCUACAUAGCCAUUCUCCUGCAAGUCUUAAGGUCUCGCCCGUCAGAGAGAAGCCACAAGGCCUUGGGCACCUGCUUGUCUCACUUGUGUGUGGUGGGGCUCUUCUAUGGGGCAUCCAUGGUGACGUACAUGACACCUGUAUCCUCCUACUCAGCACAAAAGUCCAUGACUAAUACCAUAUUUAAUACUGUUGUGCCUGCCAUGAUGAACCCUUUCAUAUACAGUCUGCGAAACCGGGAUGUGUCAGCAGCACUGAGAAAACUCUUUGCAAAAUGUUCAUUGCACAAAUGA
Molecule: messenger RNA, 588 nt
Organism: Eublepharis macularius
Lineage: Eukaryota; Metazoa; Chordata; Lepidosauria; Squamata; Eublepharidae
Product: olfactory receptor 2T5-like
Exons: 1
Coding region: 1-588 (195 amino acids)
Biological process (GO): G protein-coupled receptor signaling pathway
Cellular component (GO): membrane
Molecular function (GO): olfactory receptor activity
Source: RefSeq, a predicted model, not a curated record